Messenger RNA from Anopheles gambiae (African malaria mosquito), 3580 nucleotides. RefSeq names its product ecdysteroid-phosphate phosphatase (gene Epp). The record is from RefSeq and is a predicted model, not a curated record. Lineage: Eukaryota; Metazoa; Arthropoda; Insecta; Diptera; Culicidae. Gene Ontology annotation, molecular function: protein binding. The transcript is spliced from 7 exons. The coding region runs from base 577 to 2811 and encodes 744 amino acids.
AACCUCUCCGCUACACAGAUUUGUUUGCGUGUCAAACUCAAGCAUACAAACUUUUUCCAGCGCGCACGUACGCAGCAACAUUUAAGCAAUAGAGAGAAGAAAAAAAACCCACACUCCCAGCUAUUUACUAAAACCGAAGGAUUGUUGCCAGAAUUUUGUGCUGGCACCGGACGCUGCUAUUCGACAGCAGUCUUUGCGUCUGUACCUGCGAACAAGUGUACUGAGAUGCGAUUUGUCUGUGCUGUGCAUCGGUGCCUGGCUGGCAGCGUACCGCGGAGAGUGUGAGGUUGACGCCGUAGGUAGUCGUGAAUGUAGAUCGAUGGCAGAUAUCGCUAGCCACCAGCAAAAGAUGGUGCCGUAACUUUGCAUCAUAAAUCGCUAAACGCUCGCACUUUGUCGUGUAUCGUAGUAAACAAUACUCCCUUCCCGUAUCAAUACUCCACUCGGAAGCGCUCGCAUAUGGCGUGGUAGUAGUACCUGCUGUUUAGUUACCUAGUCCUUUAAUUGUAUCCUGCCAAGUGUGUCUGUGCGCGUGUGCGUGCGUAUUCAAUAGUUUAAGCUAGCAAACGCGAAAUCAUGGCAGCGCUUCCACCACGCAAAAAUCCAACGCCUACCAAAAUAUCCAAGCAACACCUGACACCGCUGCAAAUACUGCUCCAGAUGGGCUUCCCCAAGCAUAGAGCUGAAAAGGCACUAGCGGCCACCGGCAACCGGGGCGUCCAGCUGGCCUCCGAUUGGCUGCUGGCGCACGUGAACGACCCCUUCCUGGACGAAUGCGCUCCGCGCGAAUACAUCCUGUACGCCUGCCCGACCGGUCCCUUUCUGCAGCAGCUGGAAAACUUCUGGGCCCAGUCGAGGGAGGCGUGCGGCUGGAACGGGGCCCACAACUUUACGCCCCACAUUACGCUGGUGUCGUUCUUCAAAGCGCCGGACGAGUGCGCUCCCCAGCUGUCGAAGGCGCUGAAAGAUCUGAUGAACCUGCCCGGCGCCCGGAUCGAUCGGCCGAUCGGGCUGGAGCUGUACACGAGCCCCAACUUUAUGGGCUUUUUCGUCGCGGAAGACGACGCCAACUAUCUGAAGCGGCUGGCCCUGCAAUACGUAAAGGAGGUGUCCCACUCAAUAAUUAGUGACACCUAUGAGCAGCUAGACGCACUGGUAACGUGUUUUCCGUGGUGCGGAGGAGUUACCUCGGCCCGAUGCAUACCGCGUAGCAGUCGAUCCAUUUCGCUGGAACCGCACGUCAAGUCGCUGCAUCUGACGCUGGCCUACCAAUUCCCGCCCAGUCAGUUUAAUGCGCUGAAAGCGUUGGUGGAAAAUUUGGACGCUUCCUGCACGGACGCCAACUGGGAGCUGCGGCUGUACUCGCGCGACCCCCGGCUCGUCUCGAAGCAGGUGCACAAGGUGCUGUAUCCGCACACGCCGCGCGAAACGGACGAGCUGGAGCUCCGGAUCGGUGAUCACAUCUAUCUCAACCCGGAAGCAAUACAAGCGUCCACCGACGGCUGGGUCGAGGGGAUCUCGUGGCUAACCGGCACCACCGGCUACCUGCCCGAAAACUACACCGAGCGGACGGCGGAAUCGGACGCGUGGACGAUGCACCGUACGGUGCCGCUGUGUGACGCACGGACUGUGCCGGCCGACGAAACACUGUCCGACACGGUUGAUGGAGUGCUGCCCGCCAGCGGAUCGCCCAGCCUGGCACCGGAAGCGAACGAUACGGUAUCUGUAGGUCAGAGCGAAUCGCAACCGGACGGUGCACCGCAAACGACGGACCGAGUAGCACCUGCACCAGACCAGCAACAAACAGCAACGGGCGGCGGCGGCGGCGAGCAACAGAACGGUGGCAAAAUGUUCGGUGGCAAUAAAACGAUGGACGACAUUCCACUGGAAAAGUUGCACGAGCUAGUGAAAAAACGUACCAACAUGCAGGUGAUCCCGGGAGAUCAGUGCGCCUCACAGUCGCAGUCUGUACCGCGGACGGAAUCGGGCACGCGCAAGGUGUACGUCAUGCGACACGGCGAGCGGAUCGAUUUUACCUUUGGUUCGUGGGUACCGUACUGCUUCGAUGAGGCCGGCAACUACGUCCGGAAAGAUCUGAACAUGCCCACAUCGUUGCCCACACGUAAACCUAGCCUCUGGCAGAAGGAUUCACCACUGACGAACGUGGGUCGCUAUCAGGCACGGCUCGUCGGCGAAGGGCUGAAGGAUGCGGGGGUACAAAUAGCGCGCGCGUACUGCUCGCCCUCGUUCCGCUGCAUCCAGACGGCCACUUCAGUGCUGGAGGGGCUCGGAUUAAAGGCAACCGUGCCGAUCUGCAUCGAGCCCGGCCUGUUCGAGUGGCUCGCCUGGUACCAGGACGGGCUGCCCGAGUGGCUUACGCCGGACGAGCUGCUUGCGGCCGACUACAACAUCGACACGGCCUACAAACCGCUCUCUUCGCCGGGCCUGCUGCGGGAACAUUUUCACGAAAAGUUGAACGAGUUUUACUGCCGCAAUUCGAACGCCGCGGAAGAAAUCAUCAAAAGCACGGAAGGAAACGUGCUGAUUGUGGGCCAUGCCACAACGCUCGAUACGUGCACCCGGUUCAUCAUUGGCGAGAAGCUUCGCUCCACCAACGAUAUGGCCCGAAUAAUGCAGAAAGUGUCCUACUGCAGCCUGGCGGUAAUGGAAUCGGACGGCACGACGCCGUCCGGUGACAGUGAGCAGGCGGAAAGUACAGUCAAGGGACACUGGAAGCUCGCGGUGCCACCGUGCGACCCUGUGACGCACACCAACAACAACCGGUUUGACUACAAGAUACUAUUAGAGUAGGCGUAGAAUCGCGCAACCAUGAGGCGGAUUAGUUAUUGGGGUUAUUGGGUACAUCAUUGGGACCCUCGUUUCAACCGUACCAGUGCAUUACCAGGGCACUGGCGACAAUGGAGAAAGUGUUACUACUCUACGUUAUGCCUGUUAUUUAAAUACACACAUACACACUAGACUAAAACAAACCUAUAUAUUAUAAAAAUCAAAUAAUUGUCAGGUGACGCGGUCGAACGGAGGAACAUGUUUAGUUCUACGCCAAUGUAGCGCAUGCGUUUGUUGCUUUUUAUAUUAUCACCGGAUGCGUAUUACGCCCAAAGCUUCAUAUAUUACAUGCCCAAAAGGACAAAGGAACACCCAACUGUUUCGCUUUAAUAGUUAGCGCUUGGUUCUCCGCCUGCCGGUGAAGAGUAGGUUCUUCAUGCUUUCGAAAUGACAAUAAUACAGAAACCAGAGUAUGAUCUCAAUUGCUCACAAUACAGCAAGCAUAAGCAAAUCAAGCAUAUAUAUAUUCCAAUUGGAAAACUGCGCUUUCAACAAGCUUUCGAACCGUUGCGCACUGCCUUUGCGUCAAGGCUUCAUUUGCGUGAAGGGCAGCUUAACCAUGACGCGUACCACUGCUCUCAUCGCUUUUACAUGCGUUGCACUUGUUGGGGAUGGUUUUAUUUAAACGCUUAGCGUGUGUUAGCGUUUCUUUAAGCAAAAGCAAAACAAAACUGUGGCUACCGUACAAUAACUUAUUGAAAUAAAAUAUUAUAUGUUGUGUCAAGCCAAAAAA